Engraulis encrasicolus (European anchovy) is the source of this 1248-nucleotide messenger RNA. Its product is annotated as zinc finger protein 79-like. Gene Ontology annotation, biological process: regulation of transcription by RNA polymerase II. The annotation marks the transcript as partial. The record is from RefSeq and is a predicted model, not a curated record. Gene Ontology annotation, molecular function: RNA polymerase II cis-regulatory region sequence-specific DNA binding; DNA-binding transcription factor activity, RNA polymerase II-specific. The transcript has a single exon. NCBI's taxonomy places the organism in Eukaryota, Metazoa, Chordata, Actinopteri, Clupeiformes, Engraulidae.
GGUGAAAAGCCUUACCAAUGUGCCACAUGUGGUAAGGAUUUCACAAAAAAAUGUGAUCUCCAAAAACACCAGAGGAUUCACAUCAAUGAAAAGCCUUACCUAUGUACCACAUGUGGUAAGUCCUUCAGAGAAGGAAGCAGUUUAAGGAGACACCAGAGGAUUCACACCAAUGAAAAGCCUUACCUUUGUACCACAUGCGGAAGAGCUUUUAGAGUGGCAAGCGAUUUAAGUAGACACCAGGUGAUUCACACUGUUGAAAAGCCUUACCAAUGUGCCACAUGUGGUAAGGAUUUCACAAAAAAAUGUGAUCUCCAAAAACACCAGAGGAUUCACACCAAUGAAAAGCCUUACCUAUGUACCACAUGUGGUAAGUCCUUCAGAGAAGGAAGCAGUUUAAGGAGACACCAGAGGAUUCACACCAAUGAAAAGCCUUACCAAUAUGUCACAUGUGGUAAGGCCUUUACACAGGCAGGUAAUUUAAGAAUUCACCAGAGUACCCACACUGGUGAAAAGCCUUACCAAUGUGCCACAUGUGGUAAGGCCUUUACUCAGGCAGGUUAUUUAAGAAUUCACCAGAGGACCCACACUGGAGAAAAGUCAAUGUAGUAGAUUUGUCAGAUAUGGAUAAAGAAAAAAACAGUUGGCAAAGGUUUUUUUGUAACAUUAUUAGAAUGCUUAACAUAAUGUAUCUAAAAUUAUUUCACUGUUAUAACACGAAGGAAAAAAUGCAAUUUCUUGAAAGGUCUUUUUUAAAUUUAAAUAUCCUUAAGUAUCUUUGUGUGCUCUGACAAGACAAUGGUCCUGAAUACUUUAUUUCCCCAUUACCUUUAAGACAUACUUUUCAAUAAUAGCUAAAUAAUUAAACUGCUCUCUAUUUAAAAUAACAUGCAGAAAUUCGGGCCACCACUUAGAAACAUUGUUUUAGACAUCCUCUCAUGAAUUUAAGGAUAUAUGUUAUUUUGUUUUGAAGAAACAUGUUGUAUGUGAUUCCAUGUAAAAUAUGAGUGUAUUGCACUCUGUAAAUAUGUACCACUAUGGACUAUAUGUAAAUGAUUACCGUGUAUGUGGAAGUGACUGAGACCACAAGUGGAUAUAGUAGUAAAAAUAUUUCCUUUGUUGUGUUUGCCCAUGAAACAUGUUAUGAGUAGAUGCUAUUGUGCAUAUGCAUAUUUAUAUAUCUCUGACUGAGCCAAUGUAAUACCAUGCUGAGAAGAGAUUCUUGACUGUAAGGUGCUUCUCCUGUUGCUA